AUGUAUACUUCAAUGACAAGGUUUCCACUGUCACACGAACCUUUUCCACCUGUGCUGCUGUCUGUCGAAGAAGAGGAAGCACUGGAAGCUUUAGCAGAUCAACAGCUCUUGUUGGCCGAACGUCAGCUGGACGAGCACGUGCAGCAGAACCAGUCAGUGGUGGACAUGAGCCGGUGGAAAUCACUCAAGACACGCAAGUCCAUAAAUCUAUUCUGCGAGCGCUCUAACUAUCGCCAAUGCCACAAUGACGGGUCCCAGAGCGAUGUAAAUUGGACAUUGCCCCAAUUGCUAGCAGUCGGCAGUCUGAAAGGGACACUUGAAGACAUCAUUUACGGUAUUCAAUCACCUACCGCUGUUCACAUGAUAGCCAAGGCUGCGACGUCGAAUGACGAAGUGGUGGAUGCACAAGUGCUCAAUGAGCUCAAAGGUCCGACUAUAGCCCACCCGUUCAGAUUUCUUGGAUUAAAGUGGCUAGUCAAAGCUCAUCCUGCUUUCAUGAGCGCCGUCGUGUUACCGCGAGAUAUCGUUUAUGUUGAACACACUGGCAUUAAGAUCCGUGGGGAUGGUUCAAAACUUGGCUACUUCCUUAUUCAUUCCGUAGAUCUGCCGCAGUAUCCAGAGCUACGAAAAGAAUUAGGCCUCGUGCGAGCAAAAGUGUCGUCCUGUGUCUUACUUCGACAACGAGAAAAUGACACAAACGAAGUAGACGUUUUUAUGACAGGACGAGCAGCGGCUCAAGGUCGUGUACUAGACAGUCUCGCUCUGCUGUCAACUGCAAAUGGACUUACGUACUUCUGGAACGCGGAUAUCUGUGCAAAGCGCAAGAAACUCGCAUGGCGUCUACGACACAAACGAAUUAUGUCUUUUGAAGAUGCUUUAAUACCUCCGUCACUGUGUCCACUAUGUACCAAAUCACUACGUUACGUCUUCACGUCACCCAUACGUUGUGAAAUGUGCGGAAUUCAAAUAUGUUAUCGUUGCAGCAGAGCUCAUAAACUCCUUUUUCCCAGAGACUUUGGAAGUAAAGAAACUCAAUCGGUUGUAGUAAAACUAUGCACGCCUUGCAUUUCACAAACAUUGAAAGAAAAUCCGAUCGCUAUUAUUCGUCAGGAAAUUCGAGCUGGCCAAUAUGGGUCUCUGACAUCACCCAGACAUGGUCAUCGCCAUCGUGCUCGCGCAUUUAACGUGUUUGAACCGUAUCGACAUUUGUCUACUAAGAUGGAUGCGCCUGCAUCUGUAAACUUAUCACCAGAUUACUCAAAAUUCGAUUAUGAGGAUUCAACUGGCCCAAUACACGAGAGAGAGGACGAAGAUGAGGCGGAUGUCACAGUGAGAAGUCAAUCUUUUGAAAUGUUGUACACUUUGCUGGAUGACUUGAACCUAACAAUGCAACGAGAAGAACAGUGGAAUGACUAUGCUGGCUUUGAUGAUGAAACAAUAUUGGAAUGA
Molecule: messenger RNA, 1449 nt
Organism: Plasmopara halstedii
Lineage: Eukaryota; Oomycota; Peronosporomycetes; Peronosporales; Peronosporaceae
Product: Zinc finger, RING/FYVE/PHD-type
Exons: 2
Coding region: 1-1449 (482 amino acids)
Source: RefSeq, a predicted model, not a curated record